Molecule: messenger RNA, 4559 nt
Organism: Lethenteron reissneri (Far Eastern brook lamprey)
Lineage: Eukaryota; Metazoa; Chordata; Hyperoartia; Petromyzontiformes; Petromyzontidae
Product: semaphorin-3B-like
Biological process (GO): semaphorin-plexin signaling pathway; axon guidance; negative chemotaxis
Cellular component (GO): plasma membrane
Molecular function (GO): chemorepellent activity; semaphorin receptor binding
Source: RefSeq, a predicted model, not a curated record
AUGUCGAUCGCGGGCGCUGCCCGCAACCUCCGCAGUUCCCCGCGCGCAGUCCGCUUCACGGUGGACGCCACGGAGCCCCUGGCGCCAUUCCCGCAGCAGCAGGAGGAGGAGCCCGUGGAGGAGAGUUGGAGCCGAUUUAGGCAGCGGCGACGGCUGGAGACGCGCGCGUCCCCCGUGCAGGUGCCGCUGGGGUCGUUGGACGGUCGCCGGGUCCUGAGUCGGACACCGCUCACGCCGACCCAGCGCCAGUGCUGCCCCGGCGGGGAGUCUCGGCCCCGACGCCGCCUCGGUGGCCCCUCUCCCGGUGGCCCCUCUCCCGGUGGCCCCUCUCCCGGUGGCCUCUCUCUCCCCGCGAUGCGCUCCGCGCUCUCCGCUCAGCUCCUGCUGCUGCUGGUGGCGGUGGGGCCGGCGGGGGCGGUGGGGCCGGCGGGGGCCGCGCUGCCGCGCCUCGACCUCUCGCGUUCAGAGCUGCGGGACAGGGUGGUGGCGCUGGGCGGGGUGGCGACGCACGCCCUGCUGCGUGACGAGGAGCGCGGGGUCCUCCUCAUCGCAACCACAGGCAGCCUCCUCAUCGCCAACCUCAACCACGUCAACCGCAGCGUUCGCGAGCUCCGCUGGGCAGCAACGGAGGAGCAGGUGGCGGAGUGCCGUGCGGCCGGGAAGGACCCCCGCCUCGACUGCGCCAACUUCCUGCGGGUGCUGCACGUGCACAACGAGAGCCACGUGCUGCUGUGCGGCACCGGCGCCUUCCACCCGCAGUGCCUCUUCGUGGACGUGCACGCUCUGGCCACGGGCGGCACAGUGCAGCAGUGGCGGCCGCAGGACGUGUUCCCGGGGAGGGGGCGAUGCUCGUACGACCCACGCUCGCCCCUCGCCUCCGCCAUGAUCGGUGGCCGUCUCUACGCCGGCCUCGCCGCCGACUUCCUGGGCCACGACGGCGCCGCCUUCCGCAGCCUCGGAGCGGCACCCACGGUGCGCAGCGAGCGGCACGACACGCGCUGGCUCCACGAUCCCCGGUUCGUCCGCGUCGAGGCGAUCUCCGAAGGCCGCGGCGAGGACGAGAAGGUUUACUUCUUUUUCCACGAGAGGGCGACGGAGGGCGAGACCGGAGACGACGGCGGCGGCGGCAUCGUCUCCCGCGUGGCCCAAGUGUGCAAGGACGACGAGGGCGGCCGGCGCAGCCUCGUGGGCCGCUGGAGCACCUUCCUCAAAGCGCGCCUCGUCUGCUCCGUGCCCGUGGGCGUCGGCGGCGGCGGCGUCCACACGCACUUCCACGUGCUGCGGGACGUGUUUGUGCUGAAGAGGCCGGACGGCAGGAGCCCCCUCAUCUUCGCCAUCUUCACAACGUCCAGCGACGUCCUGCGUGGCUCUGCGCUCUGCGUGUACGACAUGGCGGACGUGUCGGCCGUGUUCCGCGGCUCCUUCGCGCACCGGGAGGGCGCCCGGCACGCGUGGGGCCCCUACGCGGGCCGCGUGCCCUUCCCGCGCCCCGGAACGUGCCCGGGCGGCGUGCACGGCACGUACCGCUCCACCCGCGAUCUGCCGGACGCCGUGGUGGACUUCGCCCGCGCUCACCCGCUCGUGGCCGGCGCCGUGCGGCCCGCGUCCGGCCGGCCCGCGUUGGUGCACGCGCGGGGCGACCGGCUGCUCACGCGCGUCGUGGCGGAGAGCGUCGACGCCACCGACGGGCGCUACCACGUCCUCUACCUGGGCACCGACACGGGGCGGCUGCUCAAGGCCGUGCUGGUCCCCGGCGCCGACGGCGGUGACUCGGCUCUGCUGCUCGAAGAGCUGCAGCUGUUUGAGGAUGGUUCUGCGGUGACCGUGAUGGAGAUCUCCAGCAAACGGCGGCAGCUCUACGUGGGCAGCGGCACGGGGCUGGUGCAGCUCCCCGUGCAGCGCUGCGACCUCUACGGCCAGGCGUGUGCCGAGUGCUGCCUCGCACGGGACCCGCACUGCGCGUGGGACGGCCGUGCCUGCUCGCGCUACCACGCGCCCUCCCGGCGGAGAUUCAGGCGCCAGGAUGUGAGACACGGAAACCCGGUGACGCAGUGCCACGGGCAGCCCGGAGUGGGAGAGGCGCAGGAGGAGAGGCAGUUCGUGGUGGCGGGGAGCGGCGUGCUGCUCGAGUGUCGCCCACGCCCGCGCCACGCGCGCGUCUCCUGGCAGCGGCAGACAGGCGCGGCGCUCGUCCAGAGUGUGACCCAGACCGAGCGUCUGCUGCUCACCGACCAUGGCCUGCUAAUCCGAGAUGCCCGGCCCAGCGAUGCGGGCCUCUACGCGUGCCGUUCCGAGGAGCCGGGCUUCACGCGCUCCGUGGCGCGCCUGCGCCUGGCCGUGCUGCCGGCCCCGCGCGUCGAGGCCGCCACCUCGCCUCGGGGCGGCCGGGGAGGCCCCGGGCGGUGGCGGCCACGUGGCUGGUACGAGCGUCUGCUGGCCCUGCUGAGCACGCGCCCAGAGGGCCCCGAGCCGCGCUCCUGCGAGGGCCCCCGGAGCCGCGAGGGCCUUGGCGCGGGCGCGCACGAGGAGGAGCGGCCCCGGGCCCGCGAGCUCAAGACUCCGUGGGCCCGGGAGGGGACACGUGACCCUGCAGCCCCGCGCAUCCCCCGGAGCGUGCGAGGCCUGCGCCGCAAGCGGCAGCGGCGCCCCUCUUAGCAAGGACUGUGAUGCACGGCAAGGCCCAAGGGCCCAAAAGAUCAAGUGGCCGGCAACAAACAGCACUGUAGUCGGUUGUAAUACGAGUGUAAUGCGUUUCUUGGAUUGAGAAGUUAUUGAGCGAGGUAAGAGCUUGGGUAAGGAGACGAUACAAGGGAAGAAGCGGAAAGCGAAGGGUGCGAGUGAGUUAGCGGUUGAGUGUGUUGUGAUCUGCAGUGUGGUGGUGGUUGAACAGUGGUGGAUGAGACAAAACGAUGUCUCGUGGACCGAAUCUUCAACACGGGUGGAGGAAUCAACGAGUGAAGCUCGGUCACCAUGGCAGCAGCACCGACAGAAGGGUGAUAAAGAGGUGGCUGCUUGCCGGCGAGCGAGUGAAGUGAAUCGGCGAGGACUGCACCACCACCAAGCACCUGACUGACGGUCAAGACUGCCAUGCGUUGCUGAUGCUGCAUGUCGGCUCCUUAUUGCCUUUAUUUAUAAGUUAUUUUAUUUCUUGUAACGGCAGCCAAGACGAAAUACGAAUUCUUAAACAUGAAAAUGAAGCAGCUUCGUUUGCACGCUAAAGCAACUGCAAAUCAGCAAGCGCUGUGCACAGCGCAGCCGCCUGCAGAAGACGCCGCCUCCUCGACGCAGCGCGAGCACACCAGAGACCCAGACUCUUCAGACGCUGUCGCCUCGACAGACCUGGUUUCACCUGAGGAUGGCCGAAACGUCGUGAGAAUUAUUUUAUUAUGUUUUAUUUUUUUAUUUUUUAUUUUAUUACUUCCCUUCUACGUGACUUUACCGAAAGAACCAAGAAGAUGAACCCAGACUCUUGCUUGCAAAUGGGGAGUGGUGCCUCAUGGAUGCGUCGAACUCGGACCCAGGGUCCUUGCCUACCCUUGCCUACAAACAUCUGGCAGUUCACCAUCUUUGGUUCAAGCGAGCCUGGCUGCUGAUGAGACACUCAACGUCCAAAGGGAUACAGUUUGCUCGUGUUGAACCAAUGCUGCUAAAAUCAUAAACUUCCAGAAGGCCGUGUGGCUGAUGAGUUGUAAAAAAAACAUCAGAUUCUUUAGACUGGAGGAGUAAUCCCCAUGGGCUAUAAAGUUCCUCUUCACAGAUAUCAUGCAGGAGGGGUAGUUAAAUGAGCUCUAUGUGGAGGGACAGCUGUUCAUUUGUUUAUAUUCUCCACAGCGACGCGAACGACCGUGUUGUUAUUUUUAAGGAUGACGUGGAUGCUAACAACGCGUGGAACAUUUCAUGCCAAUGGCUCAGGGUCACCACUGAGAUGGCGCCACGCUCGUCUCAGCAGGGAGAUGUUGAAGCGAGGGACGAUUAACGCAACCGCGGAUCGACAUUCAGCGGAGGGAACCAAAGUCUGACGUCGCGCAUUUCCUUUGUUGGGGCUCUCAAUAGAACAGAGUUGGCUGUGAACUCAGGAGUUGAAAUCUCUUGCAAAACUUGGCUGAUAAUUAAGGACAUGCAAAUGAAACGGGUCAUAGCUGUCUGAUACGUUUUAUUGAAAAAAAUAAAAAAUUAGCAAUUAUAUUACACGGUUUAGUUACACUUUUCAGAACAUCUGAGAAGCAUAAAACAGUAACACAGGCAUCAAGAUGUAUCUGCACCCGGAAUGAGAGGACAUAACCGGCCAUGGCCCAGCACUCCGUGAGAAACUAAAUUAGGAGCUGGAGGAUGUGGCACACAGCACAGCUAUCGGGGGAGGACUUCGCUGAACAUUUUAUGUUAAAUAAAUCACUUCAGUUUACAAUUUGCAAUCAAAAUUUGGUCACUAAUAUUUUAAUAUCUGAAUAUAGCUGUGAUAGCGCAGUGGUCACCUCUCUGUAAUCGCGUCACAGCAGCUUCUGGAUGCAGCGUCAGCCGUGUGGCAGUAUAAAUGAUUAAAGUUUCAAAUUGAGAAUGUG